Molecule: messenger RNA, 1365 nt
Organism: Drepanopeziza brunnea f. sp. 'multigermtubi' MB_m1
Lineage: Eukaryota; Fungi; Ascomycota; Leotiomycetes; Helotiales; Drepanopezizaceae
Biological process (GO): carbohydrate metabolic process
Molecular function (GO): beta-glucosidase activity
Source: RefSeq, a predicted model, not a curated record
AUGGAAGCCGCUGCGACUGAGAAAGUGAGAGACCUGAAAGGAGUCCUGCGGCCAGACUUCUGCUGGGGAUACGCGACUGCAGCCACGCAGGUCGAGGGCGCCUGGGACGUGGAUGGCAAAGGCGAGUCAAUCUGGGACCGAUUCGCACACACGCCGGGCAAGGUCCACGACGCGAGCACUCCCGACGAUGCGGUGCUCUCCUACUACCAGACAAAAGAAGACGUGGCGCUGCUGAAAUCUUACGGUGUCACCGGAUACCGCUUCUCCCUGGCGUGGACGCGCAUCGUCCCACUUGGAGGGAAGGACGACGCGGUGAACGAGGAGGGCAUUGCGUACUACAGCGGUCUGAUCGACGAGCUGCUCGCUAACGGCAUCACGCCCUUCGUCACGCUGUUCCAUUGGGACAUGCCCCAGGCCCUUGAGGAUCGCUACGGUGGCAUGCUGAACCAGGAGAUGUACACGGCGGACUUCGUGCGCUAUGCAGACGUGUGCUUUGCGCGGUUCGGGGAUCGGGGGGAUGCCUCAACGGAGCCCUUCGUCGUCGGCCAUACGCAGCUCAUCUCACACGCCUACGCUGUGCAGCGGUACCGCGAGAAGUUCCAGCCGACGCAGCAGGGCCAGAUCGGCAUCACCCUCCACGGCAACUUCUCCCGACCCUGGGACGCCCAAGAUGCACGGGAUGUCGCGGCCGCGCAGCGCGCCCUGGAGUUCGAGAUCGCCUGGUUCGCCGACCCGGUGCACCUGACGGGCGACUAUCCGGCUUCGAUGCGGGCGCAGCUGGGUGAGCGGCUUCCCGCUUUCGCCCCCGCGGAGACAAGACUGGUCCGCGGCAGCUCGGACUUCUACGGCUUGAAUAGCUACACCACCUUCUUCGUGCGGCAUCUCCCCACCCCGCCACCCGUGGACGACCACUCUGGGAACGUGGAGAAGCUGGAUGCGGACGCGGCGGGCGUAUCGCGGGGGCCGGCGAGCGAUACGUACUGGCUUCGAACUGCCCCCGGCGGGUUCAGGCUGUUGCUGAGUUGGGUGUGGAAGAGGUAUGGAGUACCGAUCUAUAUCACCGAGAAUGGGACGACGGCAACGGGCGAGACGGAGCCGAGCGAGAGCGUGCUCGACGACCGGUUCCGAAUCGAGUUUUUUCAGGGUUAUAUCGAGUCGGUUGGGAGGGCCGUCAAGGAGGAUGGGGUCGACGUGCGGAGUUACUUUGCCUGGACAUUUACCGAUAAUUGGGAAUGGGCUGCAGGCUACUCUGAUCGAUUCGGCGUGACUUUUGUUGACUUUGAGUCGCAAGAUAAGAAGAGGUAUCCAAAGAAAUCAGCAACAGUGAUCAAGGAGCUGUUCCAGCUCAUGGUGAAAUCUGAGUGA